AUGUCUCUUGUUCCUAAAAUGGAAGAGGUCACUGAGUUCAUUUUUCGCAAUAAUGUCAACUUAGCGUUUAUAUCAGAGACAUGGUUGAAAGAUGUUGUAUCGGACGGUGUGGUGCAUAUUCCAGGGUAUGCUGUGGUUCGCAAGGAUAGAAAAACAAUCGACCAUGGAGGAGUAUGUGCCUAUAUCAGACAGGAGUAUUGCAAAUACAAGCAUUUAAGCGAUUUAAACUGCUGCGAAGAUCACGAGACUCUGUGGCUUUAUCUAAGGCCAAACCGGCUCCCCCGCGGGUUUUCAUGUAUUAUAGCGGCUGUCAUAUACCACCCGCCAAAGGCUGAUGACACGUACCUACGCGAACACUUGUUCCAAUCGCUCGCCUUAGUGGAAGCACGCUACCCGAACUGUGGUCUCUUGGUAACCGGAGAUUUCAAUCGCUUAAACAUCAAUGGCUUGUUAAACCACUUCCGGCUUAAACAGAUUGUGAAAGUACCGACGAGGAAGAAAGCAACCCUAGACCUAAUAUUGACCAACAUGUAUGAGUACUAUAGCCCGCCACAGGCAUAUCCACCGUUUGGCUUGUCUGAUCACAACGUUGCAGCGAACCAAAGAAAUUGGUGUUUCUAA
Messenger RNA from Nematostella vectensis (starlet sea anemone), 621 nucleotides. RefSeq lists its product as uncharacterized. The coding region runs from base 1 to 621 and encodes 206 amino acids. The record is from RefSeq and is a predicted model, not a curated record. NCBI's taxonomy places the organism in Eukaryota, Metazoa, Cnidaria, Anthozoa, Actiniaria, Edwardsiidae. The transcript has a single exon.